AUGAAUCAUGGUCUACUCGACGUAGUAGAAGGAGUCUAUCAGAAGCCAACAGUAGUAGCCCCAGUUGCAAAUCCUUCAAAUGCUGCCGCUGUAACAGCCAACACGGCUGAGAUCAAUGAGUGGAUGAAGAUGGAUAUCGCAGCACAAAACUUCAUUGUGUCUACUAUUGAAGAAAAAGUCAUGCGAACAAUCAUGAACUGUACAACAUCUCAUUUAAUGUGGACUCGUCUUCUGAACCAAUACGAACUAGCAAGCAUGGAAAACAAGCAUUUGUUGAUGGGCAAAUUCAUGUCCUAUCAGUAUGAUUCCAAACAUGACAUAAUGAUUCAUAUUGCUGCCAUCGAAUCCUUAGCAGCUCAACUUCGAGAUGUCAACUCUGCUGUUUCGCAUGAUCAGAUCAUAGCCAAGAUAACUUCGACUCUACCUCUCAAUGGUAACAGAAAUUACAAGGCCUUUAUGUCUGCUUGGAACAGCACUGACAACACAAUCAAGACAAUCCCACUUCCAGCGUCCAGGUUGCAAGUUGAAGAAAACAUGUUGAAGUUAGCUGACGUAACUAUGGAGCCAUCUGAUUCUGGAGCCUUUUUCGUUAACAAAAAGAAAGGGAAGGUUGCAUUCUCUGAGUCAAAGAGAGACUUUAACAGAAGUGAAAAUUGCCCAAAAGUAAUCUGUGCCUAUUGCACAAAACUUAAUCGAAGAGCCAACCAUCUUGAAGAAGACUGUUGGUUGAAACAGUCCUACCUACAAGGAAAAAGCGAUGCUGGUAGUGGCGACGCUCUCCUCACUCAAUCAUCUAGAACUGAACGACCAAUCGAAGAAGAUUCGUAUGCCUUCAAAUCCACUGAUAUUCAAUUUGAUUCAGAUUGUUGGUAUGCCGACUCAGGAGCGAGUGAGCACAUGUCCGAUAUCAGAGACUUAUUCAACAAUUUCCAGUCAAUCCCACUAGGCAAGCGUCUUAUCAAAGGAGUCGGGAAAAACAACGAGGCACUUCAGGCUACAGGAAUUGGAGAUAUUUCCAUUAGAUAUAAAGUUGAUGAUGUGUGGCAUAAUGGCACCCUACGCAAAGUUUUGUUUGUUCCCAAUCUAGGUGUGAACUUGUUCUAA
Daphnia magna is the source of this 1104-nucleotide messenger RNA. RefSeq lists its product as uncharacterized. Bases 1 to 1104 code for a protein of 367 amino acids. The transcript has a single exon. Lineage: Eukaryota; Metazoa; Arthropoda; Branchiopoda; Diplostraca; Daphniidae. The record is from RefSeq and is a predicted model, not a curated record.